AUGGCGGGGGUUUCUCCGUUGGCCAAGUUCAAGCUGGUGUUCUUAGGUGAUCAAUCCGUCGGGAAAACCAGCAUCAUCACCCGUUUCAUGUAUGACAAAUUCGACACCACUUACCAGCCUACCAUUGGGAUUGAUUUUCUGUCAAAAACAAUGUACCUCGAAGAUCGAACGGUCCGUCUGCAGCUAUGGGAUACGGCAGGACAAGAAAGAUUCAGGAGUCUAAUCCCAAGUUACAUCAGAGAUUCUUCUGUUGCCAUUGUUGUAUAUGAUGUAGCCAAUAGGCAAACGUUUCAGAAUGUGUCGAAAUGGAUUGAUGAUGUUCACAGAGAAAGAGGUUUAGGCGACGUUAUUAUUGUUCUCGUUGGCAACAAAACUGAUCUCGUUGACAAAAGGCAAGUAUCGAUCAGUGAAGGGGAAGAUAAGGGUAAAGAGCAUGGUGUCAUGUUCAUUGAGACCAGCGCCAAAGAAAAUUUCAACAUUAAGGCUUUGUUCCGGAAGAUAGCAGCAGCAUUACCAGGGAUGGAUUCAUAUUCGGCAACAAGAUCAGAGGACAUGGUUGAUGUGAACCUAAAGAACACUUCGAGCUCAUCACAAGGUGAGCAACAAGGAGGUGGUGGUGGUGGAGGCUGUUCGUGUUGA
Molecule: messenger RNA, 639 nt
Organism: Microthlaspi erraticum
Lineage: Eukaryota; Viridiplantae; Streptophyta; Magnoliopsida; Brassicales; Brassicaceae
Source: the annotation of a GenBank genome assembly